Molecule: messenger RNA, 1849 nt
Organism: Cloeon dipterum
Lineage: Eukaryota; Metazoa; Arthropoda; Insecta; Ephemeroptera; Baetidae
Product: macrophage mannose receptor 1-like
Exons: 12
Coding region: 159-1664 (501 amino acids)
Biological process (GO): biological process involved in interspecies interaction between organisms
Cellular component (GO): external side of plasma membrane
Molecular function (GO): carbohydrate binding
Source: RefSeq, a predicted model, not a curated record
UCAUUUCGAACAGGAAACAUAAUCGCAUCCUGCAUAGGUACUAUGUGGCCAGAUGGACUCAUUUUAGUAAAAGUUAGCUGUUCAUAAAGAGACAGCGCGAUCAGAUUUUAGCUGUAUAAAAUCAAUUAUUCCCCUACGAACAGCAGCUUUAUUGAAUAAUGUUUGUUCACCGUUUGAAUAUCUCCCUCAUCAGUUUGAUUAUCAUCGCUACAGUUGGACUAACAAGUUGUUACCGCAGAAAUGGAAAAGGUGUUGUGGGUAGGCAUGACAAAGCGCAAAGAAGUCUACUCAUCAAAAUAUCUAAAAUUCGAAGGCAGAAAAUAAUUAAAUGUUGCGGCACCAAGAGCUGUCUAACCGGCCGAAAGAGAACACAAAACACUACAAUAAUCCAAGCCUCAGAAAAAAGCGAAACUAUAAAAGCAAUAGAAACGUCAAUAAAUGAACAGAUAUCUACGCUGUCUCAAGAAGAGGCAACAACAGAACUGAUUAAGGAGGCCACUGAAAAAUUGACACCAGGGAUAUUGGAGCCUGAAACAACAACCGAAACAUUGGUGGCAACAACUGUAGAGCCAGAUACAACAACCACAUCUAUGACAACAACCCAAGAAAUAACAACAUCAGCACUGGAUACAACAUCAACUCUGAUGACAACAAUCACAUCACCAGAGACAACAACAACAACAACACCGGAGUCGACAACUUCAACAUCAACGUCUUCAACCACAACCACGUCCACAACAACAACUACAGCAGCUCCAACUACCACUACAAGCACAACAACUACAGCAGCUCCAACUACCACGUCUACCACUACAACCACAUCUACGUCAACGACGACGACUACAACAACAACAACAACAACAACAACAACAACAACAACUACUACCACAACCACAACAACAACUACAACAACUCCAUGCCCUGAUACGUUCAACGUAUCAGGAGUUUUUACUACCUGGGAAAGUGCCAGAUUAGACUGCAACCGAAUGGCUAUGGAUUUGCUAGUUUUGGAAACAAAAGUAGAAGAAGGAUGCUUUUUUGAGUAUCUCCAAAAACUAGGAAGAUCAGAUGCCACUUUUUGGAUAGGCAUGAAUUCUUUGGGGAAAUCGUCGUUUUCUUGGAUCAACAAUGCCCCAUAUAAUUUUACCUCGUGGGAUACAGGGUUUCCAACGACUGUACCAAAAGAUAAUUGUGUCACAAUCAAAAACGGUAAAUGGACAAACCAGAGGUGCAUAAACAUAAACUACUUUGCUUGUGAAAAGUCGACAACAAUAACAACUUCUUCCAAGAGCUGUCCAGCAACAUCAUCGACGUAUUCUUUAACAUUAGACAAGAAAAGUUGGGAUGGAGCGCGCACUGCAUGUGCACAAGCCGGUUUCGGCGAUCUUGUUACCGCAGAAACCCCUGAGGAGGAUGAGUGCGUUAGAACACUUAUUAGACAAAACGGAAUUGAAAAUGAAUACGUUUGGAUGUCUCUGAAUUGCAUAAAUGAAACAUUCUAUAAUCACUGGGCUACUGGUGCAAACACAAGCUACGUUUCAUGGAAACCUGGAGAACCAGCGCAAUACCCAGUUGAAAGAUGUGCUAUUUAUUGGAACAAUGGGUGGUAUGAUUUGCCAUGUUUACAUGCAACUUACUACGUUUGCGAGAUCUCUUUACUUUGAAUUGGUUCAAACUUUCCUCGUUUGAAAAUGACUAUUCAAAAUUCCCGCUCAAUUCUUUAAACGCAGCAAUUAUUGGUUCCGAUCGUGGUCAGCAGAUAAAAAUGAACUGCAAUUCUGAAAACUGAGAGUUGUUUUAUUUUAUUGGAAUAAAAGUAAAUAAAUUUUUAAAUUUUCAACAACAAAAA